Messenger RNA from Betta splendens (Siamese fighting fish), 1842 nucleotides. It is a transcript of the gene ergic2, whose product is annotated as ERGIC and golgi 2. The record is from RefSeq and is a predicted model, not a curated record. Gene Ontology annotation, biological process: endoplasmic reticulum to Golgi vesicle-mediated transport; retrograde vesicle-mediated transport, Golgi to endoplasmic reticulum. The transcript has 13 exons. NCBI's taxonomy places the organism in Eukaryota, Metazoa, Chordata, Actinopteri, Anabantiformes, Osphronemidae. Bases 302 to 1429 code for a protein of 375 amino acids. Gene Ontology annotation, cellular component: membrane; endoplasmic reticulum; COPII-coated ER to Golgi transport vesicle.
CACCGUAGCUAACACAGGUUCAUGAGACAUUUCGGAAUUUAUUUGUGUUUAACUUGGAAAGAAGCACAUCGGCCGUGGCCUAAACUCACCAUAUCGUACACUUCCUAAAUUGGAGCGGUUAUAUUUUAGCUUGCUAAGCUAGCGUAGCUUGGGCUAGCUCACGUUAGCGGCUCCCUCUGCCGCUGUCAUGAUCAACGUCAGCGCAGAGAGGAGGACAGAUAUGAUCGUUACUGCUUGACGGUCUUCUCCAACCAGCGUUCGCUUACUCCACAAGGAGGUCGCACGGAGGCGCGCCGCCACGAUGAGGAGGCUGACCAAGAAGAAAGCUCUGACUCUGGUCAAGGAGUUGGACGCUUUCCCCAAAGUUCCCGAGAGCUACGUGGAGUCGACGGCCAGCGGCGGGACAGUGUCGCUGAUUGCGUUCACGCUCAUGGCCGUGCUCGCCUUCCUGGAGUUCUUCGUGUAUAGGAACACAUGGAUGAGAUACGAGUACGAGGUGGACAGAGACUUCACCAGUAAGCUGAGGAUAAACGUUGACAUCACCGUUGCCAUGAGAUGCCAGUACAUAGGUGCAGAUGUACUGGAUCUGGCAGAGACGAUGGUCGCAAGCGAUGGUUUAAAAUAUGAACCAGUUAACUUUGAACUCUCACCCCAUCAGAAGAUUUGGCACAUGACUCUCUUGCAUAUCCAGGAGCGCCUGAGGGUGGAGCAUUCUCUGCAAGAUGUGCUCUUCAAGUCUGCAAUAAAAGGAGCUCCCCCUGUCAUACCCCACAGUGAGGACAAUUCAGCUUCCUUCAGCGCCUGCAGGAUCCACGGGCAUCUGUAUGUCAACAAGGUGGCAGGAAAUUUCCACAUCACUGUUGGCAAGUCUAUCCCACAUCCCAGAGGCCAUGCACAUCUAGCCGCGCUUGUCAGCCACGACUCGUAUAACUUCUCGCACCGGAUCGACCACCUGUCUUUUGGAGAAAUGAUUCCUGGAAUUAUCAACCCCCUGGAUGGCACAGAGAAAGUUUCUGUUGACUCUAAUCACAUGUUUCAGUACUUCCUCACCAUUGUGCCAACCAAACUAAACACCUACAAGGUUCUGGCAGACACACAUCAGUACUCGGUCACUGAGCGGGAGCGGGUAAUAAACCAUGCUGCAGGCAGCCAUGGAGUCUCUGGGAUCUUCAUGAAGUACGAUAUCAGUUCACUAAUGGUCAAAGUCACCGAGCAGCACAUGCCUCUUUGGCAAUUCCUCGUUAGACUCUGUGGCAUCAUUGGAGGCAUUUUCUCUACCACAGGCAUGCUCCACGGUAUGGUAGGAUUUGCAGUUGAUAUCGUUUGCUGUCGAUUCCAAAUGGGAAUUUACAAGCCUCUUAAGGAGGCUCCAGUCAACGGGCAGGAAAGCAGUGCAACCACCAUUCCUACAGAUAGUCACCCCCAGUGAUAACGGCUGACGUCUCACCCACCAGACGGCAAUGAGAUGCUGGGAACAUGUUUACAAAUUGUUUUAUUACCCUCUCUUCUCAGAAAUCUGUAAAUAAUUUAAAAAACUUAAUUUGGUGGAUAUGAAUUUAGGAUGUUAUUGUUUGGUACUAGAAACUAUACCAUCAUUAAAUCAUCUGCCACUUUGGGGAAAACCUCAUUAGGACUGAUACGGAGAAAUGAUGUAAGUCACUACUGUUUGUGUCCAUUUAUGUAGCUGAGCUUGAAGAACUCCCAGUUUAAAGAUCUGCUACAAUAGAGCAGAAACUUGUGUGGAGCUUUAAACGUUAAUGUCAAAAGACUGGAAGGGUUUGAAAUUGUUUGACAAGUGCCUGUGUGUACAUAAGUGUUUAAAUUAAAAUUCACUUGAUUGAA